AUGAAGUCCUUCAUCGCCAUCAUCGCUCUCGCUACUGCCGCCUCAGCAGCCAGCCUUUCCAACCCUCUCUUCCAGCGUGCCCCAGCUGCUGUGUGCAACGGUCAUUCCGGCGAAUCUUGCGCCCAGCCAAACCAGCGCGCAUGCGAGGACAAUGGCGGACACUCUUUGAUCUGUGUUGAAAAGUCGCGUGGCAAGUUUGCGUGGAUCAAUGCGGAUAACUGCCCAGAUUCAAACCAGCACUGCGACUGCGCGGAUGGGUUCUGCAAGCCUAACUAG
This is a messenger RNA of Parastagonospora nodorum SN15, 276 nucleotides long. RefSeq lists its product as hypothetical. NCBI's taxonomy places the organism in Eukaryota, Fungi, Ascomycota, Dothideomycetes, Pleosporales, Phaeosphaeriaceae. The transcript has 3 exons. Bases 1 to 276 code for a protein of 91 amino acids. The record is from RefSeq and is a predicted model, not a curated record.